AUGCUUUUUUCAAUACUCGAAUUAUAUUCAGUACUAACAAUUGGAAGCUCUACUGAUCUUUUGGACUGGUUACAGACCUUAAGAUUGGAAAGCUAUCAUGAAAACUUUCAAGACAAUAAUAUAACAUUUCAAGAACUCAAAUUCAUAGAUUCAAGCAUACUAAAGGAUAUAGGUGUAGCAAAGAUUGGUGAUAGAUUGAAACUCGAGCUAGAGAUCAAGAAAUUCAAAGAUUCGCAAUCACUUUCAUUAAUAAAGGCUGAUGAGCUCUUCAGUCAGAUUACUGCCAAAAACCCAAAGAGAGCAAGCAGACACUCUGCAUUACUUUCCAAUAAUAACAGGUCUGAAUUUAGAUUGGAUCCACCUCCACAAAAGAAUGAAAAAUCGUUGGUAUCAUUUAUUCUACAAAACGGGAGUACUGUCAAGAUAAAUGUUAGUGGAUGUUUCAAUGCAACUUCAAUUAAAAAGAAAUUGAUCAAAUUCUUAGACUUCCCUAACAAAAAUCCAAGCUUCUAUGAUGUUUACCUUACAGAUGCAAUUGGUAACUUACAUCUAUUAUUUGACGUGGAACUAGUCACUAUUUGUCACUCAAAUGAUCGCAUAGAAAAAUCAAGAAUACUAUUUUGUCCAAAGAACGAAACUCCUUCACCAGAUGCAAUUGAAGUUUCCAAGAGAUACGUUUCAAAAGAACCUAAAAAAAUUGAAAAUAGUGAUUCAUAUGAACAACCAACAUCUCAAGAUAAACAAUUCAGAAGUAUAUUUGGACAAAGACCUUCAAGCCAACUUAUAUCUACAAAUAUUUCACAAUAUUUCCCUGAGGCAAAUCAAGAAAAACUACAAAAAACAAUACGAAACUCUGUCAGAUAUUCAAUCAGAAUGUCCACUUUUGGUGAUGCAAGAAAUUUGAAAUCAACUGUUGGUGAUGUGCUUGUUGGGAACACAAACCAAAUCGAUCGUGCAAGAUUUUCAACUAUUGGAACAAUGGAUUCAUUGAAUUUGAAAUCAAGUAUGGAUCAAGAAAAACAAAGAUUCUCCAUCGCAAGCUCCAUAACAUCUGAUAGAACUUCUAAAAUUGAAUUGUUUGAUGUGGAUUCUGAUAGUGAUGAAGAAGAGUUUGUUUCAAACACUUUGAACAAUGUUCAAUUAUCAUCAGGUCCAACAAAUUGGUUGAAAGGUGCCAGAAUUGGAUCAGGUAGUUUUGGUACUGUGUACCUAGGUAUGAAUGCUGUUACUGGUGAAUUGAUGGCCGUCAAACAAGUUGAAUUAAGGCCUUUGGCUGAUGAUUCUGGCAAUGAUGGUCAAGCAAGUAAUAAAGAAAAUAAUAAUCAAGUACACCAAAAGAUAAUUGAAGCUUUGCAGCAUGAGAUGACAUUGUUAAAAGAACUACAUCAUGAAAACAUUGUCACUUAUCUAGGCUCAAGCUCUGAUGAUGUUCAUGUGAAUAUUUUCUUAGAGUAUGUCCCUGGUGGAUCUUUGAGCUCUAUGCUUACAAACUAUGGUCCUUUUGAAGAACCUUUGAUUAGAAAUUUCACAAGACAAAUACUAAUAGGUGUCAAUUAUUUACACUCGAAAAACAUUAUACAUAGGGAUAUUAAAGGUGCAAAUAUCUUGAUUGAUAUUAAAGGUGAAGUUAAAAUAUCAGAUUUUGGUAUUUCCAAAAAAUUAACUUCAAACACCAACAUUUCCAAGAGGGCUUCAUUACAAGGUUCAGUUUAUUGGAUGGCUCCAGAAGUUGUCAAACAAAUAGCAACAACUGCAAAAGCAGACAUUUGGUCUGUGGGCUGUUUGAUAGUUGAAAUGUUUACUGGUAAACAUCCUUUCCCAAAUUUCAGUCAAAUGCAAGCCAUUUUCAAAAUUGGUACACAUAAUACACCGGAAAUACCAAAAUGGUGUACUCCUGAAGGUAGAGACUUUUUAGAACAGACAUUUAUACUGGAUUAUGAAAAAAGACCAGGUGCUGCUGAACUAUUGAACCACAGUUUUUUAAACUCUUUAUUGGUCGGUGGUAAAUAA
Messenger RNA from Hansenula anomala, 2010 nucleotides. It is a transcript of the gene STE11, whose product is annotated as mitogen-activated protein kinase kinase kinase STE11. The transcript is spliced from 2 exons. Gene Ontology annotation, biological process: protein phosphorylation. The record is from RefSeq and is a predicted model, not a curated record. Gene Ontology annotation, molecular function: ATP binding; protein kinase activity; protein binding. The coding region runs from base 1 to 2010 and encodes 669 amino acids. Lineage: Eukaryota; Fungi; Ascomycota; Saccharomycetes; Phaffomycetales; Wickerhamomycetaceae.